GGCUACUGUGACAAGUUUACUUCAUAGAUGGCGGCUCACUGUAUUCAUGAAUGAGGAAAGGCUUCAAGUAAGCCUGGCUUACUUUAACACAUGUUUUUGACAACACCAGUCAAUAUUAUUUUUUUGAUAUUGUGAUUUUUAUUUAUUUAUUUAUAUUGUUUUCACUAAUUUAAUCAUGAAUGAAGAAGAGAUUAAAACUCAACGUAAAUCAUGGGAAUUGGAAGACCAUUGGCAAUUAAGGAACGCGUUCAUGACUACUUACUGUGAUACUUUUCCUCCGGACAAAUUGCUGUGUUUGGCUCAAACAUUUGUUAAUGUUGAAACUCUUGGUGUCAAAUACAGUCCAGAUGUUAUGGAAGAGAUCGAGAGAUUGGCGGAAAACGUGCCUAAUCUAGCCGAGUACCGAGCUACUAAAGAAAGAAGAGACGAGGAAAGUGCAGAGCGAAAAAAGACGCGGAAACAGGAAAAGAAAAAUUUCAAGGUUCCAAGAUAUGAUCGGAAUAAUCAACGAGACUAUUAUCCUCAAAAUUGUUGGUCAAGGCGAUAACCUGUCCACUGGUUCCCAGUAAAAGUGCCACACAGACAGAGAUAUAAAGUGCGUUGGUUGUUAAAAUUUUCCAAUCAGGAUGAACCAAUGGAGCAAGCAUUUCCAAAACCCGAACAAAUCGACGUAAUUCCCUGUAGACGGAGGAUACAAAAAAAUCAACUAUAAAUAUUUCAUAUUUUGUCUUCAACUGUCAACUGGUUUGAUUAUAAACCUCGGAAAAAAAUCAUUAUAAAAACCUUUUGUUCAUUUCUGUUAAGGCUCUGACAUUAAACACUUUUUGUUUACACUCAUUA
This is a messenger RNA of Tetranychus urticae (two-spotted spider mite), 840 nucleotides long. RefSeq names its product partner of xrn-2 protein 1. The record is from RefSeq and is a predicted model, not a curated record. Lineage: Eukaryota; Metazoa; Arthropoda; Arachnida; Trombidiformes; Tetranychidae.